Messenger RNA from Metschnikowia bicuspidata var. bicuspidata NRRL YB-4993, 597 nucleotides. RefSeq lists its product as uncharacterized. The annotation marks the transcript as partial. The record is from RefSeq and is a predicted model, not a curated record. The transcript is spliced from 2 exons. Lineage: Eukaryota; Fungi; Ascomycota; Pichiomycetes; Serinales; Metschnikowiaceae.
GUUGUUUUUGGUUGUUUUUGUUGUUUUUGUUGUUUUUUGUUGUUUUUGUUGUUUCCUUGUUCUUGUUUGCUUGGAUGUUGUUUUGGUGUAUGUAUUGCAAUGUCUGUGGCUCUGGCGGAGUCUGCACAGGCAGUAUGGACGUCUCUACUACGUCUCGUCCAAACGCACCAAUCUGUUGCGAGAAAAUGCGACCUGGGUUUAGAGGUCCCUGCUGUUUGCGGCAUUCACUUGGCCGGGACGAUUUCGGAUGAUCGGGUGAGUGGUCUUUGUUGGCAAAUACUGCCCAGCUUGCCAGCCUAGAUUGCCCAGCUUGUUUGGGUGCUCGAUAGGCUUUGCUUGAUGUGCCCGUUUGCUUGAUGUGCCAGUUUGCUUGAUGUGCCCGUUUGCUUGAUGUGCCAGUUUGCUUGAUGUGCCAGUUUGCUUGAUGUGCCCGUUUGCUUGAUGUGCCCGUUUGCUUGAUGUGCCAGUUUGCUUGAUGUGCCAGUUUGUUUUAUGUGCUAAAGUGGUUAGCUGUCUUAUUGGCAGAUGUGGACUGGCAGGAUACUGACUGGCAGGAUACUGACUGGCUUGAUGAGCUUGAACCCUGCAGUAGGAUUC